This is a messenger RNA of Lemur catta (Ring-tailed lemur), 802 nucleotides long. Its product is annotated as proline-rich nuclear receptor coactivator 2-like. The transcript has a single exon. Gene Ontology annotation, cellular component: nucleus; P-body. The coding region runs from base 364 to 783 and encodes 139 amino acids. The record is from RefSeq and is a predicted model, not a curated record. Lineage: Eukaryota; Metazoa; Chordata; Mammalia; Primates; Lemuridae. Gene Ontology annotation, biological process: nuclear-transcribed mRNA catabolic process, nonsense-mediated decay.
AGGCAGAAGGAGGAGAUUGGGCAGGAGACACUGGGUGGUCAGCAAUUAGCGCAUUGGUGCUCAUGGGCUUUGUUCGAUCCGUGCCUCGUCUCUCUCUGGAAAGGGAGGGAGACUUCGCCGUUGAAGUUCCAAGCUUGAAGUCAGGCUUCUCUCAAACCUGUGUGCUGAGGAGACUCGGAUGUUGGCCUCAGCUCCUAGGCUGAACUCAGCAGAUCAGCCCAUGAAAACUUCUGUAUUGAGACAAAGGAAAGGAUCCUUCAGAAAGCAACACCUAUUAUCCUGGGCUUGGCAGCAAGGAAGAGGACAGGUAGUGGAAAUCCUACAAUCUGAAAAGCAGACUGAAAGGUGACAAAGAAGCUGAAGAUGGGUGGCGCAGAGAGGUAUAACAUUCCGGCCCCUCAAUCUAGAAAUGUUAGUAAGAACCAACAACCGCUUAAUAGACAGAAGACCAAGGAUCAGAAUUCCCAGAUGAAGAUUGUUCAUAAGAAAAAAGAAAGAGGACAUGGUUAUAACUCAUCAGCAACUGCAUGGCAGGCCAUACAAAAUGGGGGGAAGAACAAAAAUUUUCCAAAUAAUCAAAAUUGGAACUCUAGCUUAUCAAGUCACAGCUUACUUUUUAAAUCUCAAGCUAAUCAAAACUAUGCUGGAGCCAAAUUUAGUGAUCCGCCAUCACCAAGUGUUCUUCCUAAACCACCAAGCCACUGGGUUCCUGUUUCCUUGAAUCCUUCAGAUAAAGAAAUAAUGACAUUUCAACUUAAAACCUUACUUAAAGUACAGAUAUAAAAUAACAAAGUAGCAUUUU